This is a messenger RNA of Gaeumannomyces tritici R3-111a-1, 1123 nucleotides long. RefSeq lists its product as hypothetical. NCBI's taxonomy places the organism in Eukaryota, Fungi, Ascomycota, Sordariomycetes, Magnaporthales, Magnaporthaceae. The coding region runs from base 274 to 660 and encodes 128 amino acids. The record is from RefSeq and is a predicted model, not a curated record. The transcript has a single exon. Gene Ontology annotation, molecular function: oxidoreductase activity.
CGAGUACGUUCGAGAUAUCUAUGGAUUGUUAGUGUGUGUGCUGGAAGUUGGGGGCAAAACGUGUUAACGGGGCGCAAGUUUUGCUAUAAAUACCGCCAUAUCCCAUCUUUUUGAGGAUGUUAUUUCUUAUCCUCAACUCACGGAGCAGACUUGGCUCAGCCAAGAUUCUAUCCCAGUAGCCCUACCCGCCCUUCAUCGUUCCAACUCAUUGGCUCCCAGCUGACCCUGCCAACCACACCUUCAUCGGCGCGCCUAGCUACCACUCCCUUCAACAUGGUCUACAAAGUUAUGGUCCUCGCCGGGCGCAAGGACGGCAUCACCCACGACUACUUCAAAUCCCGCUACGAGCAGCACAUGCACCUCAUGGCCAAGCUCGCGGGCGACGCCGCCCCGCUGAAGCACACAAGGUGGUACCCGAAGCACGAGGGCCCGGAUGAUAAGCCCGUGUUCCUCGCCGGCUCCCCCGACUCCAUGUUUCACGACGUUAUCGCCGAGAUCACCUGCGAGAGCGAGGAGGCUUUUGGCGCGUUUGUUCAAUCCUUGAACACCGACGAAGCCAAGGCUGCCAUCGCGGCUGACGAGGCAGGAUUCUGGGACAGGAAGCGGCAGAGCGUUGUCGUUAUUGGCAAUGUCGAGGUUUGGGAGGGGAAAGAGAACUAGGGGCAGUCUCGCGGUACAAUCCUUAGUCCUACACCCGGGCGACGACCAACCCAGUAUAUAGCCGGCCUCUUGCUACCAGCCAGCAAAAAGUAAGCUUGCCUUUUUGAUCGCACAACAACAGCUUAUUAAACAAAACUUUAAUGUUGCGUCAUAAUUUUUUGUUGCGCGUUGUUACAGGCUGGUGCCCGGAGUAAAAGGCUCUGGCCGAAGCCGGGCCACGACCACACUAAGCCCCUCCGACUUCGCAGCAAGAUUUACCCUCACGCCCGAUAAGCUUCGCCGGACCCGCGUAGGUUAUCGGGAUAGGGUGGCUUUAAAGCCCCUCCAACCCCGUAGCAUUGUUACAAACAAAAUUGCACUGCUCCUAAAGUAAAGCAGCUUAAAGAAAGCGUUCAUAGUAUUAGCUAGCUUAAAUUAAUUAAUACCGGUGUAUUUAUUAAAGCUACUUGAUAUAUUUAUUUAU